UCCGUAAAUACUGUGUUGUGUUAGUUCUAGUGGUUUCAUGUUCUUAUUUAGUCAUUUCUGUACUAUUGUUCUAGAAGGUUCUUUCUAGUAUUGUUUUUGUAUAAAUAGCCUGUGUAUUUUGUAUCAGAGUUCUGAUUUAAUGAAUUAUUGAAGUUAUCUCACUGGCGACGAGGAUUGUGGAUCAAGUAGCCUACAGCAAUGGCAGCCACACACUAUGGAACUCUCAACAAUUACAGACCAGACCAAGAGUCUAUCAAGACCUACCUGGAUCAGGUAGACCUCUACUUCACGGCGAAUACAGUCCCUGAUGAUAAGCAAGUACCUAUUCUCCUCAGCUCCAUUGGUGCAACGACGUACAGUCUUCUAUGUGACUUGCUUGCACCUGAGGCUCCCAAAUCGAAGACAAAGGGAGAAAUAUUUGCUGCACUACGGAAGCACUACGAACCGACACGAGCGGUGAUCGCAGAACGUUUUCAUUUUCAAAAAAGGGAUCAAGUCCCUGACGAAUCUUUAGCAGAAUACGAUGCAGCUCUACGCAAGCUGGCAACACACUGCAAUUUUGGGGCGUAUCUCACUGAAGCCCUACGUGACCGUUUCGUUGCAGGACUCCGAAGCGAAGCAAUGCAAAGAAGACUAUUAGCCGAAACAGAACUUACUUUGAAGAGAGCAAUGGAAAUCGCACAGGGAAUGGAAGCAGCAGAAAGCAACACCAGAGCACUCAAGGCCAGCAACCCCUCCAUCAAGAGCAUACAAAGCAAAAGGAGACCGCAGCCAAACCAACCUUGUUACCGCUGUGGAAAGUCGAAUCACUCUGCAGCUGAUUGCCGUUUCAAGGAUGCAGAGUGUCACUCAUGUGGAAAGCAGGGACACAUAGCACCAGCCUGCCGCUCCAACCCACCCUCUCAGUUCAAGAAGACAGAGAAGAGACGAUUCAAAACUCACCUAGUGGAACCAGAUGGGAACAGCUCGACCGACUCAGAAGCUGACACUUACCACCUAUACCGAUUGACCGAGCCUUCUACACAGCCGAUCACAGUUACAGUCAAGAUCGAGGAUACUCCACUCAAGAUGGAAAUCGAUACCGGAGCUGCAAUAUCUAUUAUCUCUGAGGCCACCAGAAAGGCCAAGUUCUCUAAAUUCAAGCUGCGUAAGUCAAAUAUUUUGCUAAAGACAUAUACAGAUGAGGCUAUGAUGGUAACGGGUCAGAUUAAUGUGUGUGUUAAUUAUGGAGAACAGGUGGCUCGGCUGGUGCUGGUGGUGGUUGCUGGAAGUGGACCAAGUCUUUUUGGACGCAAUUGGCUGAAGUACCUCCAGUUGGACUGGAAAUGUAUUGCAACUGUCAAAUCUCCCCCUGCAGGUACACUAAAGAAUUUGUUACACGAAUACGAUUCAUUGUUCAAGGACGAGUUAGGUACUGUGACCUCACACAAAGCCACUCUCAGAGUACGGCCAGAUGCUACUCCUCGGUUUUUCAAACCACGUCCUGUUCCUUAUGCAACCAAAGAGGCUAUUGGAGAUGAAUUGGACCGCAUGGAGCAACAAGGUAUCAUCCAGAAAAUACCUAGCAGUGACUGGGCAGCACCGUUGGUCGCAGUUCCCAAGAAAGACGGACGUUUUCGACUCUGCGGCGACUAUAAAGUGACUAUCAACCAAGACCUUGAAGUUGAUCAGUACCCCUUGCCUAAACCCGAAGACCUAUUCGCAACACUAGCAAAUGGCUCCCUUUUCACUAAGCUUGAUUUGUCACAAGCGUAUCUACAGGUCGAACUCGAUAAGGACUCUACCAAAUACGUGACUAUCAACACCCAUCAAGGGUUAUACCAGUUCAGCCGACUUCCUUUUGGCGUGGCGUCAGCCCCAGCAAUAUUCCAAAGACUGAUGGACACCAUCCUACGUGGAGUGCCUCACGUUAUCUGCUACUUAGACGAUCUGUUGAUAACAGGAGUGGAUGAAGAAGACCACCUACACAAUCUGGAGCAAGUCCUCAAACUUUUUACGGAACACGGGUUGCGAUUGAAGAAGGAAAAAUGUAUCUUUUUGGCCAAGUCGGUAGAAUAUCUUGGUCAUCAGAUCAGCAAAGAGGGAAUCCAAGCUUUUCCAAGUAAAGUUGAUGCUAUUGCACAGGCUCCAGAACCAAAGAAUGUUCAAGAACUUCGCUCCUUCCUCGGGUUGCUGAACUACUACGGAAAGUUCAUCAAGAAUCUCUCUAGCAUCCUUUACCCAAUCAACCAACUUCUGCAAGCGAGUCAUAAGUGGGAAUGGACACAGGAAUGUCAGGAAGCUUUUACAGAAGCAAAGAAACAACUUACAUCAUCUGAUGUGCUCACUCACUAUGACCCGGACCUACCAAUCAACAUGGCUGCGGACGCGUCAGCCUACGGCAUUGGAGCCGUUAUUUCUCAUGUACUACCAGACGCGGCUGAGAGACCAAUCUGUUUUGCUUCACGCACGCUAACGACAAGCGAACAAAACUAUGCUCAACUCGAGAAAGAAGCACUGGCAUUGGUAUUUGGUACCAAGAAGUUUCACCAGUAUUUGUAUGGCAGGAAAUUCACGUUAAUUACUGAUCACAAACCUCUGACAGCUAUAUUUGGCCCAAAGAAAGGAAUACCGUCCCUAGCAGCUGCUCGUCUCCAACGUUGGGCAAUUUUUCUCUCAGGUUAUGAUUACAAUAUCCAAUUCAAGCCCACUCAAGCACACAGCAAUGCUGAUGCAUUAUCACGUCUCCCCUUGCCAGUACAAGAUUCGUACGAAACGGCUGACAUUAAUGCUAUUCACACUUUCAAUGUGGCUCAAAUCGAAGCUCUUCCUGUAACAUCUCAGCAGGUGCAGACGGCUACCCGACGUGACCCAACCUUAAGCAAGGUGUUAAAGUAUGUCAAAUCAGGAUGGCCACAGAAAGUGACACCGGAUCUACAACCAUAUUUCAACCGCCGUCUUGAAAUUGGCAUCGAAAGUGGUUGCUUGAUGUGGGGAAUUCGCACAAUCAUUCCACAGAACCUGCAUGCAAAGACCCUUCGUGCUCUCCAUGAGAACCACCCUGGAAUGUCCCGAAUGAAGGCUAUUGCCCGCAGUUACGUGUGGUGGAGUGGACUCGAUAAAGACAUCGAAAACCAAGCAAAAGCGUGCCUAUCGUGCCAGGAACAAGCCUCUAAACCUGCAGUAGCACCACUCCAUCCUUGGGUUUGGCCAAACAGCCCAUGGAAAAGGAUCCAUAUUGACUACGCUGGUCCAUUCUUGAACAAAAUGUUUCUAGUGGUUGUAGAUGCCCAUUCCAAGUGGCCAGAAGUGAUUCAGAUGUCUUCCACUACGUCUCAAAACACGAUCGAGGCACUGCAAGCACUAUUUGCUCGGUAUGGACUACCAGAACAGAUUGUUUCCGACAAUGGUGCACAAUUCACAUCCCAAGAAUUUAGCGAUUUUGUUCAAGCCAAUGGCAUAAGACACAUACGAAGUGCUCCAUACCAUCCCUCCACGAACGGCCAUGCUGAACGAUUUGUACAAACGUUCAAAAGAGCCAUGAAAGCUGGAGAGAGAGAAGGACUGAGUUUGAAAACAAGAUUGGCUCAGUUUUUACUGUCAUACCGCUCAACUCCACAUGCUACCACUAACGUCUCACCGAGUGAACUGUUCCUUCAAAGAAAAGUACGUACACGAUUCGAUCUCCUCAAACCAAACACAGAGGGAAACGUAUCUGACAAGCAGAUGAAACAGAAACAGCAACAUGACAAACAUGCUAAACCAAGGACGUUCUCUGUUGGUCAACAAGUAAUGCUCAAAGAUUUCCGAACAAACGGUACAUGGCUUCCAGGAAGCAUUGUACAACAGACAGGACCAGUAUCUUACAAAGUGGAAAUUGGUGGUGGCAGGAUACUACGUCGACAUAUCGACCACAUACGUGAUAGAACUCAUUCUCUUUCCACCACCGAGUCGUCACAAGACGAUAUAACAAAUCCAAACGAUUUCGACGAUACGGCAGCUCACAAGGAUUUGCAAGAUUUUGAAGUUUCCCCUGAUCAGUCAACUGAUCCGUCUCCGACCCCACCUGAUGAGUCACCCUCGACUGGUGCAUUAACAGCUCGACAAUAUCCGCAAAGAAAUCGCAACAGGCCUGAUCGAUAUGGUGGGUACACUAACAUUUAACAGGGGAGGAAAUGUGGUAUCCUUACGACAUGGAACUAACAUUAAGAUAAAGACUUGUGAUUCCGUAAAUACUGUACUGUAAACCUGUGAUUCCGUAAAUACUGUGUUGUGUUAGUUCUAGUGGUUUCAUGUUCUUAUUUAGUCAUUUCUGUACUAUUGUUCUAGAAGGUUCUUUCUAGUAUUGUUUUUGUAUAAAUAGCCUGUGUAUUUUGUAUCAGAGUUCUGAUUUAAUGAAUUAUUGAAGUUAUCUCA
Halichondria panicea is the source of this 4395-nucleotide messenger RNA. RefSeq lists its product as uncharacterized. Gene Ontology annotation, biological process: DNA integration. The record is from RefSeq and is a predicted model, not a curated record. Gene Ontology annotation, molecular function: zinc ion binding; nucleic acid binding. Bases 199 to 4143 code for a protein of 1314 amino acids. Lineage: Eukaryota; Metazoa; Porifera; Demospongiae; Suberitida; Halichondriidae. The transcript has a single exon.